UCGCUAGCAGAGGGAAGCGUCGCCUCUUCGACCCUAAAAAAGCUCCGGAGCUCUGCGGGGAAGUAAUGAGGUAGAGACCCGGACAGAUAACCUCACCAGCCCCGCUUGGAAAACACCGACAGCCCCGCCGCCAACAUGGACGGGAAGUUCGAGGACAUAGACUCCGAGGGCCGGUGGCAGAAACUCUACUUAGAAAUCAGGAAUCAGUCCCACGAGUGCGCCUACAAGGUGGCGAAGUAUCCAGAGAAUCGCAACCGGAACAGAUACAGAGAUGUCAGUCCAUUCGAUCACAGUCGGGUGAAGCUGGAGAACACAGAGAAUGACUACAUCAAUGCAAGCCUGGUGCGGAUGGAGGAGGCCCAGAGAAGUUACAUAUUGAGCCAGGGCCCACUCCGAAACACUUGUGGCCAUUUUUGGCUCAUGAUCUGGCAGCAGAAGUCGAAGGCGAUCAUCAUGCUCAACAGGGUCAUAGAGAAAGGCUCAGAAAAGUGUGCUCAGUACUGGCCCACAUCUGAGGAGAGGGAGAUGGCCUUCAGAGACACACGCUUCGUGGUCAAGCUGUUGUCAGAGGAUACCAAGUCUUACUACACCACCAGAGUGUUGGAGCUGCAGAAUAUUAAUACGGGGGAGAAGAGAGAGAUCUACCACUUUCAUUACACCACAUGGCCUGAUUUCGGUGUUCCAGAAUCCCCGGCGUCCUUCCUAAACUUCCUUUUCAAGGUGCGGGAGUCGAGAGCGCUGGGUGCCGACCACGGGCCGGCUGUGGUGCACUGCAGCGCCGGAAUCGGACGGUCAGGGACGUUUUUAUUAGUGGACACAUCUCUGGUCCUGAUGGACAAGAGGAAAGACUCGUCAUCAGUGGACAUCAAAAGCAUCCUGUUGGACAUGAGGAAGUACCGCAUGGGCCUGAUCCAGACCCCUGACCAGCUACGCUUCUCCUACAUGGCCGUGCUUGAGGGAGCCAAGUGCAUUAUGGGAGACUCCUCCGUACAGAACCGAUGGCGUGAGUUGUCCAGAGAAGACCAGGAGCCGUCGCCAGAGUCUCGGCUCUCCGCUCAGCCUCCGGCCAAAUGUCCGACGGAGCGACUCAACGGCAGCCAACGAGGGGGUCUGCUGGACGAAGGAGGGGACUACAGGCAGGACGCCAAAGUACCUGCACAGUCCCCCCCCAAGGAACAGGAGCUGGACGGCAGCACAACACACAAGCGGCGCAGAGAAGACAGCAUCUCUAAAUCAGAAACGGCCAAGACACCCCAAAGCAAGCCCAGGACAAAUGAGUCCGAGAAGAAGAGAAAAAGGGCGAAAACCAGCGACUGCUAACCACCUGCACCUGUGGCCACGCGACUACAGCUCUGGCAGCAAAGCCUCCGUCGGCAGGGAACUCCAGCUCCCUCCUCUGAAGGAGCUCUGUCCUCCUCUUCCUCGACUCCAAACCACUCUUCCUCACCUCCACCUCGACAGCCAGCUCUCCUCUCUCUUUUUUUCCCAUCGCUUUCGUGUGUCAGCCCAACAGCAUUAUUCAACAUGUCCCUCCCACAUCCUCCUCACAGCUUUCCCAUAACUACUCCUCCUCCUCCUCCUCCUCUCAGAACUGUUUACAGCAGACACUUUAACAUUCUUUGAAGAGCGCACAUUCAAAAAAGACAAACACACCAGCCCCCAUGCUGCUCCCGGAGUCAGGAAAUCAUUAUUUUUGCUUUACUAUUUUUAUUUACAGCUUUGUCUCUCGCUAUCUUAAGCUUCUUUGCAAUGACAACAUUAGGACAGACAAUAGCAGUGGAUAUGCAUUGCCAAUUCUUAAUGGUGUUCAUAUGUGUAUUUUUAGUAAAACCUUUUUCAGAGACAAAAAUGAUAAAUGUUCUAUUUUUUAUAAGAGAUUACUUGAAGUUUUUCACAGUGAUGGGGGGGGAUGGGGGAUCGGUCAAACGACAAGCUCUGCCGCCUCCGCCCACAUGAGAAAUUCAGUGGCAUGUAAUGUUUUCACGAUGUACAUAGUGUUCUUUUUAAAAGAUGUGUGUAAAAAAAUACUUAUUUUGUUGCUUGUACAAAAACAAAAAGGCACACGACGAUGUCACAGAUUUGAAUACAGUAGAAAGAUGAUUUGAUGACUCGUUCUCCUUUUUAAAUGAAUUUGUCUUAAGCUUUUCUCUCUCUUAGAGUAAUCUAAAAAAAAUAAAACUGGUAUCAUCUAGUUUACGUAACAAA
Molecule: messenger RNA, 2205 nt
Organism: Limanda limanda (common dab)
Lineage: Eukaryota; Metazoa; Chordata; Actinopteri; Pleuronectiformes; Pleuronectidae
Gene: ptpn2b
Product: protein tyrosine phosphatase non-receptor type 2b
Exons: 10
Coding region: 136-1320 (394 amino acids)
Biological process (GO): protein dephosphorylation
Molecular function (GO): protein tyrosine phosphatase activity
Source: RefSeq, a predicted model, not a curated record